Messenger RNA from Exophiala xenobiotica, 744 nucleotides. RefSeq lists its product as uncharacterized. The coding region runs from base 1 to 744 and encodes 247 amino acids. Gene Ontology annotation, molecular function: cysteine dioxygenase activity; ferrous iron binding. The record is from RefSeq and is a predicted model, not a curated record. NCBI's taxonomy places the organism in Eukaryota, Fungi, Ascomycota, Eurotiomycetes, Chaetothyriales, Herpotrichiellaceae. The transcript has a single exon. Gene Ontology annotation, biological process: L-cysteine catabolic process.
AUGCUAUCUUAUCAGCGACCAAUCACCACCAGUGAGCCUCAGCUACGGCGCGAUAGACCUGAAGCCUACCCUCCACAGCAUCAUGAAAAGUAUCACUCAAUCGACCUGUCCGAUGACUUCCAUCAACUCGUUCGGGCACUGUCAGAUGUCUUGGGUGAAUCUUCCGGCAUCAACUCGGAUGACGUUGAUGAGAACGAUCUGAUCCGACUGAUGGAGCAAUAUACCUCCCAAGAAGGCCAAUGGUGCCAGUACGCCUUUGCCGACCCCAGUCGAAACUACACCCGGAAUCUUGUUGACGAAGGGAAUGGCAAGUCGAAUCUGCUGUUGCUCGUCUGGAACCCGGGCAAAGCUAGCCCGAUCCACGACCACGCGGACGCGCAUUGUGUGAUGAAGAUACUCAAGGGCACUCUCCAGGAGACAUUGUAUUCCGUGCCACCAUGCUCCAGUGACAAUGGAAGUGAAAGCUCAUCUGGCUCAAUCACACCGCCUCAGAUAAGGAAGGAGACACUCUACCACGAGAAUCAAGUCACAUACAUUUCGGACAAGAUUGGUGUGCACAAAAUCUCGAAUCCAUCACCAACCGAAGUCGCCGUGUCACUGCAUCUCUACACGCCACCCCACGCCGCCAAUUUCGGCUUCAAUCUUUUUGAUGAGAAGACAGGGAAGCCGACACAUAUUCAUCAAGCUGGCUUCUACUCUGAUCGAGGAAAAUUGAUCGAGAAAUGCAAGUUUGGAUCGUUUUAG